GACAUUUUUAUUGUUUAGCAUGAGUUUUGGUUAUUUAGAUACCCAAAAGCAUAGUUUCCAGUUGAAGAUGGGAAAAAUACUAUAAUGAAAUGUGGGCAUUAGGCACUGUGCACACUCGCUCACUUUGUGAUUGACAAACAGCCAGACAGAGAAAGAGGAGGGGGGUGGGGGUGAGUAAGAGAGAUAAUUCUCUCACUCAGACUAGACCAUUGCAUUGAAUGUCUUGGAAGUACUCAGAUUGAUGAGAUGAUCACUCAAUUUUUACACGUGUUGGAAACUAUGAGAAGAAAGAGGCCACGAUGAAAAAAUCCAAUACCCCAAAUCCAGUAUCAGAAGAGGAAUAAUGUCAAUACCAAACGGGACUGGAGAAACGGGCGCAAAGGACUACACCUAUGUACGGGUUUGUGCGUCUACCGUCUCCUUCAUAAUAUUGGCGUUCUUCAACAUCGUCAUUAACUGGACUAUAGUGCGCGAGGAGCGACUUCGGGGCCAUGCGCGCUUUGUGUUAGUUUUUCACCUGUUGAUGUCAGCUCUGGUGUACUUUGGGAUGUGCUCUGUUUUCUACCUCCAGAUUUACCUCGGCGCCAGGCUGGUGGCAUCCAUCUGUGUGGCCAUGGUAACUGUCCUAAUCACCAGCGCGUCCAAUAUACUCCUGACUCUCACUGCUAUGGCGCUGGACCGUUAUUUUGCUGUCUGUCACCCUAUGAAGUACAGUUCUGUCUGGCAUUGGCCCUGGUUAGUUGGACUACUGACGUGGGGGCUCGCGCUGGUUAUUCCCCUCACUCUGCUCCCCAAGACGGAGCUGGACGCAACUGGUCCAAAUGGGGAAUGUGGACGGGAACAGCUGAAGAAAGGUGAACUGAAAAAAAUCUUGCUGAUAUCUGUGUGUACGAUAUUGAUUCUGUACAGUUAUGUAAGGAUACUGUUUGAGGGGCGAAGGUUGGGGGUGAUAAAUCGACGCAAUAGUGUCGGAUGCAAGACCAUCGCCCUGCACUUUACUCAACUCGCCGUGUACAUCCUCCCCAACUUUGUGCUAAUAGUUAUCCAGAAACAAGAACACCUUCAGUCGGGGACCAAAGAACUGUCAGCGGUGGUGAGCUUUGCCUUCUUUAGUUUGGCGCAGUGCAUAGCACCAAUCGUCUACGGUUUGCGUAAAGAGGAACUCUUGGAGCAGGUGCAUCUCCGGUUCCCUUGUUGUUCCCGCCACCUGAAAAGCGUUCUCGAGUGGACCGUGCGUGCCACGACGCCUCGUCUGCAUCCACAGCCACGGGAAAGAACAUUGACAUCCCAGACACUCAUCUCACUGGAGCCUCCACAGACACCAGUAUGAGGGAAGAGGGAGCCCUCACUACUAACUCAACUACCCCUGUAACAGACCCAUCAGUAUGUCUCCAGUGCUCCAUAGGCUGGGCUAAAUACGUUUUGUACCAGACUGAUACUGCCACCCAAAUGCCAUGGAGACGCUGGUGGAAUGGAGGGUGUAGCAACUAGACAUCACAACACAUUUGGAAGCAUAUUGUAUAUCCAUACAGUGUGGAUUCACCCUCUUUUGCUGAUUCAUUCAUACAGUACUUGAAUAUCCAGCAUCUGCACAAAGCUGUGAAAGUGCUUCUGUUCUACCCAGGAUGUAGUGACUUUAUAGGAAUGGGUAUCACUAUGAACAUACCGGCCCCAGACCUGUAUUAUGUUAACUGUACUGUGUCAGAGAAGAGUCCAAUGAGGUUUUGACUAAUUGGACUGAAAAUAUACCGUACAAAACAGUGGCACAGCCAGAUAUAUGGGUGGGCCAAAAAUAUACACUACCGUUCAAAAGUUUGGGGUCACUUAGAAAUGUCCUUGCUUUUGAAAGAAAAGCAAAACAAAUGGUCCAUUAAAAUAACCCGCAAAACACCAGUCUCGACGUCAACAG
This is a messenger RNA of Oncorhynchus gorbuscha (pink salmon), 1909 nucleotides long. RefSeq names its product odorant receptor 131-2-like. Lineage: Eukaryota; Metazoa; Chordata; Actinopteri; Salmoniformes; Salmonidae. Gene Ontology annotation, molecular function: G protein-coupled receptor activity. The record is from RefSeq and is a predicted model, not a curated record. Gene Ontology annotation, biological process: G protein-coupled receptor signaling pathway. The transcript is spliced from 2 exons. Gene Ontology annotation, cellular component: membrane. Bases 344 to 1330 code for a protein of 328 amino acids.